Molecule: messenger RNA, 2129 nt
Organism: Folsomia candida
Lineage: Eukaryota; Metazoa; Arthropoda; Collembola; Entomobryomorpha; Isotomidae
Product: alpha-glucosidase
Exons: 7
Coding region: 343-2049 (568 amino acids)
Biological process (GO): carbohydrate metabolic process
Source: RefSeq, a predicted model, not a curated record
UUCUUUUAGUUGAUCACAAAAUUCUAUGUAAAUAUUUCAUCUACUUCAGAACAUUUAACGAAAUUAAUAAACAAUUUUUAUGGGACCUAAAAGUACACACCCUGUAAAAUUCAAGCUUUUAUUUCAAUCAUCUAAAUUAAAUUUAUUUUGUCAUUGGUUAAGUGGUUUCCAAUCAAUGACGUUAAAACUAUCCGACGUGUCCUUUUACACAGUUAUGCAAAAUUGGAGUACCAUUAUCAACCGUGGACAUUCGUAUUAUUGUCAUAUCUUUUGUGUGUCAACAUGAUAUCGCUACAUGAUAUUUAGUACACGAGUUUGCAAAUUGUCUUCUUUACAAAUGGUAUGAAGAUUCCUCAGAAGCAAGAUCCCCUUCCAGAAUUAAAAUGGUGGGAUUCUGGCAUCAUAUACCAAGUUUAUCCAAGAUCUCAUCAAGAUUCGAAUGGCGAUGGCAUCGGGGACUUGGCCGGAAUCCAGUCUCGAUUGGAUCACUUUGUCGAAUUGGGAAUCCAAGCGGUCUGGAUUUCUCCAAUAUAUCAAAGUCCAAUGGCAGAUUUUGGCUAUGAUAUUUCUAAUUUCACCGACAUUGCGCCGGUUUUUGGAACUUUGGACGAUUUCAGGAAUCUCUCCGACGCCAUGAAAGAGCGAAAUAUCAAAUUGGUCAUGGAUUUCGUCCCUAAUCAUUCCAGCGAUGAACACGUAUGGUUCAAUCGUUCCGUCAAUCGCAUCGAACCUUACACGGACUACUACGUUUGGAAAGAUGCCAAAGGGUUUGAGAUUGAUGGGACUCCCAUUCCACCAAAUAAUUGGGUCAGCGUAUUCGGAGGCUCCAUGUGGACCUGGAACGAUAUCCGCCAACAAUUCUACCUUCAUCAGUUCGUAGCAAAGCAGCCCGACCUGAACUAUGAAAACCCAAAAGUUCUGACCGAAAUCCUUGCCGCGAUCAAGUUCUGGUUGGACAUGGGAGUCGACGGCUUCCGCGUAGAUGCUGUCCCCCACAUGUUCGAGGAUCAACGUUAUCUCGACGAACCUGCCGAUCCCAACGCACCAGAAGGCUCCCUCCCCGAUGAGUAUCGAUACUAUCUCCAUCCAUACACCUACAAUCUUCCCAAAGUGCUCGACGCCCUGGCCGAGAUACGACAACUGAUCGACAUUUACACUGCUUUCGAUGGGAAAGAUCGGUGCAUGAUGGUCGAAGCCACCAUCCCCAAUUUGGACGACUUAUUCCUCUAUUAUGGCACCGAAUCUCGACCAAUUGCCCACUUUCCCUUCAACUUUGAGUUCAUCAACAGGAUCAAGCCUGGUUUUAACGGGACCGACAUCUUAUCCAUGGUGGACGAAUGGUUUCAGAAAAUGCCUCCCGGGGCGACAGCCAAUUGGCUCGUCGGAAAUCAUGAUAACCAUCGCGUUUCGAAAAGAUUCGGUGAUUAUAUCGUUGAUCCAUUGAACAUGUUGAUCCAUCUUCUCCCGGGCUCAUCGGUGACCUAUUACGGGGAGGAGAUUGGAAUGCAGGACACUUGGAUUAGUUGGGUUGAUACGGUCGAUCCAGCCGGAUGUAAUGCGGGCGAGGAUAGGUACGAAUUAUUCUCCAGAGAUCCAGAAAGGACGCCGAUGCAGUGGGAUGCCACGAAGAGUGCGGGAUUCUCCACGGCGGACAGGACAUGGCUUCCAAUUCAUUAUAAUUACACCAUUUUAAACGUGGCAGCACAAUCUGGGAGUGACGAGAGCCACUUGGAAAUUUAUAAAAAAGUUGAACUUUUAAGAAGGUCAAAUGCCUUCAAGUUUGGCUCGUUAGAGACCAAAGCGCCCAAUGAUGGAGCUGUUUUUGCAUUCUCGAGAAUCUACAAUUCCACCGGAUUCAUAAUGCUUGCAAAUUUUGGAGAUGCACAGGAAACUGUGAAUGCCAGUUUGGAAUUUGAAGAUAUUCCAGCAAUCGCCAGAGUGUAUACCAGAUCGCAAGGAUUUGUUCCUGAGGGGACGUUUGUUGGAUCGAGCAUCAACACUAACGAAAUCGUGAUCGGAGCGAGACACAGUUUGAUCGUGGAAUUUUAAUCCUGUUUUAUUAUUGAAUUGUAACAUAAAUCCGAUAAAACCCCGGAUAAAUUCUUAAAUGCAAACUAUUACGUAAACCA